CGGGAGCGGGACCAUGUUCACCAGCACUGGAUCGAGUGGGCUCUAUAAAGCACCUUUGUCAAAGAGCCUUUUACUAGUACCCAGCGCCCUUUCCAUUUUAUUGGCACUACUCUUUCAACAUUAUCAGAAGUUCUUUGUGUAUAAUCUACAAGCUGUAAAGAAUGACCUGCAGGUCUGGAGAUUGAUUUGUGGAAGAAUAAUUUGCCUCGAUUUGAAGGAUACAUUUUGUAGUAGCUUACUUAUAUAUAACUUUAGGAUAUUUGAAAGAAGAUAUGGCAGCAGGAAAUUUGCAUCCUUCUUACUGGGGUCCUGGAUUUUGUCAGCUUUAUUUGACUUGAUCCUUGUGGAAGCUAUCCAGUAUUCCUUUGGUAUCACAGCCAGUAACUUGCCUUCUGGUUUUCUCGGGCCUGUAUUUGCUCUGUUUGUACCAUUUUACUGCUCCAUUCCAAGAGUUCAAGUGACACAAAUUCUGGGCCAGUUUUCCAUCACAAACAAGACAUUGAUUUAUAUAUUGGGGCUACAGCUUUUAACUUCUGGUACCCACAUUUGGGUUGUAGCCACAAGUGGACUGAUUGCUGGUAUGUGUUAUACCAAUAGCGUGUUAAAAGUUCAUCAGGUUCUUUGCAUACCUCGCUGGAUGGCAAAGUUGUUUUCUUGGACACUUGAACCCAUCUUCUCUUCUUCGGAACCAACCAAUGAAAUCAGAAUUGGAAUGGGAGCAACAGUAGACAUUCAGAGACAGCAAAGAAUGGAAUUGCUUGACCGUCAGCUUAUGUUAUCCCAGUUUGUACAUGUGAGGCGGCAACGACGGCAUCAGGGCAGGAUAAUUAAUUGGAAUCGAUUUUUUCCUACUUUACGUCAGAGACGGAAUGCAAAUGCUCCAGAUAUUCGACAGUCUGAACAAGAAGUAGCAGCACCUCCUCUUGAGGUUUCUGAGGAACAGGUUGCCCGACUCAUGGAGAUGGGAUUUUCUAGGGUGGAUGCUUUGGAGGCCCUGAGAGCUUCAAAUAAUGACCUUAAUGUAGCUACCAACUUCCUACUGCAGCACUGAUUGAGCCUGAUGAACUCAGCUGACAUGGUUUCUUGUGAUCUGAGGCUGAGGCAGUGUCUGUCUCCUGGAUGACAUUGAAAAGCCUUUACCAAAUGAAUCCAAAGCAACACAGCCAUGUCUACAAAAACUAAGUUAUAAUGUUGGGUAGAGGGUAGGUAUGCCCUGCUGCUCCCAUGUCCUUAAGCCCCAAGAUUGUUAUGAUUAUACUAUCAGAAAAUAAUUUUGCCAUUGAAUUAGCUAGCAUGUUAUUUUUGAUCUUUAUUUUGAAAAAUUAGGUCUAUUUCUUAGUUUGGGGAAUCAGCAGUAAAGAAUUUGUUACAGUAUUUGUGUAAAAUGAGGAGAGUGCAAACUUACACAAGUAACUAAAUGAUACUCCAGAAGGGAAAUUGAGACUGUUAUAAGUAAUGCUAUUUUUAUUAUAGUACAUUAUCCCACAUAAUCUUUUGAUUACAAUAAUAAUCUGAAAGAGGGAAAGGAUUAAUGUUAUUUCAAUAAGGGCAUAUCAGAUUAUUCUUUGCGAAAGCUUUUUUUAUUGUAUUAUUUUUUUCUCAAAUUUAUUUUUAAGCCUAAGGAGCUAUUCAGGCCAUGCCUGAUACCACCUGGAUGCCAGAAGUACAAUUUGUAUAUUUAUUAUAAAUUGUAUUCACUAGGGAAUGACUAAUGGAAAGUGGAAGCACUGAGUCAUACACUCCUCAAUGUUACCAAUGCAGGGCAAAUUCCCUAGGCCUUUCUCUUCAUGUCUUCCAGAAAAACCCCCUACUAAUUAAGAAAGCCUUAUAGAGUCUCAGAAACCAUGGGAAAAAAGGGAUUUAGUGUUAACUCUCCCCUGAAAAUCCAAAGUAUAUCCAUAAUGGGGAAGUGAUUCAGAUAGAAAAAGGAUGAAAAUGGAGCUAAAAAAAAAAAAAAAAAAAAAAAAACUCAGGGGCAGCUGGGUAGCUCAGUGGAGUAAGAGUCAGGCCUAGA
Gracilinanus agilis (Agile Gracile Mouse Opossum) is the source of this 2014-nucleotide messenger RNA. It is a transcript of the gene UBAC2, whose product is annotated as UBA domain containing 2. The coding region runs from base 14 to 1051 and encodes 345 amino acids. The transcript is spliced from 9 exons. Lineage: Eukaryota; Metazoa; Chordata; Mammalia; Didelphimorphia; Didelphidae. Gene Ontology annotation, molecular function: serine-type endopeptidase activity; protein binding. The record is from RefSeq and is a predicted model, not a curated record.